ACACUGUGGAAGACAGAUGAUGGGGGGGAAAAUCAUCCAUACUGGGCAUUCUUCGUAGGUCUUUUUUGUUAGCUUGAAAGAAGAAGUUGAGAAUCUUCUCUUCAGGGGGAGGCUGACAUCACAUCCUUUCCACUCAGCAGGUCUUGCAGCCAUCGGACCCGCCUCUGAUCACUUCUGCCUUCAUUGAAGACAACUUUCAAAAAGAGAAAAUGGCCAGAAUUUUUCCUCUCCUGUGGCCCGUCAGCCUGAUACUAUGCUGCUGCUGGUCCCAAGCCAACAGUAUUGGGCAAAUCAAGUUGACCGGUAAUGUUCCCCAAGCCUCCAGAACUCCAGUGGAACUGAGAUGUGAGCCCCACAGCAGAGAAUUAAUGGAUUUAGGGGUGUACUGGGUCCGUCAAAACUUGGACCUCAGCACUCAUUUCAUCCUACGUACUUCUCCAAGGUCUAAAAGCACACCAGAAACUGUCAGAGGCUACACAGGAUCAGCAAGUUAUACCAGUAACACUUACCUGCUAAAAAUUGCCAGCUUCGGGGAGGAGUAUGAGGGCAUCUAUUAUUGCCUUUUCUUCCGCAACCAAGCGGUCCACCUCAGUUCAGGCCUCAAAGUCUACCUGCCAAAGGCUACCACCAUCGCACCCAAGGUUUCAACUCCCAGUGAAAGACUUACAACAACCAUGAAAUUCCCACAUUCUACAGCCUCAGAUCCAGAUGAUGAUGUGAUGUUCCCCUGUGAGCUGUACAUUUGGGCCCCCUUAGCAGGUGGUUGCUUCCUUCUGCUGGUCAUGUUGGUGAUCACCCUGUCGGUGUGCUGUGAUCCUAGGAGGAGGCGACGGCAUUGCAGAUGUAAAAGGCCUCUGAACGGAACCAAUGGGACAGCCACUAUGUCACGCUUGAUCAACUAACAGCAGGAGGACAUUUCAGCCGGAUUUUCUUAUUGCACUCUCACUUCAUCAUACCUUCCAACCUUGCCAAAAAAGACUCUUGCAUGCUCAUAAUGGCUCUGUGCUCCCAUGCCAAGGAGGAAUGCCUUUGCCUUAUAGCUUUGCAGGAAACUCUUAUCCACCUGCUGUAUGUAUGCUGGGUUAAUUUACUUUGCCUUGACCUAUCUUGCACUAGGAAACUGCAAGUUUAAGGUGGAGAUCUUAAAUUGAUCUUCAUCUCACAAACCUUGGCUGUCCUCAGGAUAGAAAAGCUGCAAAGAUGUUCAGCCAAAUCUGCGGUCUGAAUAGGCAGCGUUUAAGGGAAGAAAAAUGGAGCAACGGACUGCUGCUUAGGAUCUGCGCAGGUGCAUUUAUAUACAUUUUCAUACUAGACUUGUUGCAGCUGUCCCCUUCUCAGAUCUUUGAUGCCUAGCGACUUGGGGGGGAGGGUUGAAACCCAAAGAACUCUGACGCGUGCCUAAGAACUAAGAAACUGUUGAAACUGUUGAUACUAAGAAACUGUUGAAAUCUCCCCUCUCCCCAAACAUCUCUCCCAAAGACUAAGUCCGGACAGCGUGUGUUAGCACCGCUGUAAACCACCAGAAUGCCUAUAUUACGCAAAUCCAAUUGAAAACACACGUAAAUGUAAUAAUAAUAAUAAUAAUAAUAAUAAUAAUAAUAAUAAUAAUACUUAUACCCCACCCUCCUCAGCCAAGACCGGGCCCAGGGUGGCUAACACCGAAUAUAAAUACAUUCAAAACAAAACAAAACAAAAAACCCCAAAUAAUAGGCCAAACACAAAGUUAUUUACUAGAACUACUUCUCAAAAAUUAGAUACUUCUCAAGUGGUAUGUAAUUUUUGAGAAGUAGUUCUAGUAAAUA
Zootoca vivipara (common lizard) is the source of this 1802-nucleotide messenger RNA. It is a transcript of the gene CD8A, whose product is annotated as CD8 subunit alpha. The record is from RefSeq and is a predicted model, not a curated record. Gene Ontology annotation, cellular component: external side of plasma membrane. Gene Ontology annotation, biological process: cytotoxic T cell differentiation; T cell mediated immunity; cell surface receptor signaling pathway. NCBI's taxonomy places the organism in Eukaryota, Metazoa, Chordata, Lepidosauria, Squamata, Lacertidae.